UCUGUGGAAAUGCUUCAGUGUGCUCGAAACUUGCAACAACUAAAGAUGUUCAAGACUUUGUUGGUAUUAAGUUGCUGCGUGGCUGUUUGCCUUUGUGCGGUUGCAAUUGAACCACCAAACCCAAAUGCUGCCAAAGGCACCUGCGUCUCAAAGCAGUGGAAUCUCACUUUGAAGAGUGGCGAAAGUAAGCAGGUUCCCAAAGAAUGCGCCCAACUGACAUGCCAAUCCAAUGGAAGUAUCCAAUACACCAGCUGUGGCGUAGCUGUGAAUUCCAAGGGCGAAAGGUGCUCUGAAGAUUUAUCCAAACCUUACCCAGAUUGCUGUCCCACUUGUUAAUAUGUAAAUAAUAUUCAUCUUGUUGACUUUCAAAUUAAUAAAAACUUGCUUUAAAUAUACUGAAA
Molecule: messenger RNA, 401 nt
Organism: Nicrophorus vespilloides
Lineage: Eukaryota; Metazoa; Arthropoda; Insecta; Coleoptera; Silphidae
Gene: ssp7
Exons: 3
Coding region: 10-336 (108 amino acids)
Source: RefSeq, a predicted model, not a curated record